CGCCGAGCUGCAAAUUCACAGUCCUGGCGAAUCCUACGACUGUCGCAUCAGCAUGAACUUGGAAGUGAACCUCGACCGUCCGGACAUUGACCUACAGCAACUCACCGAGGAGCCAACGCACGAGAAGCCCGCGCAGCCAGAUCGCGUCAAAGAUCGCCUGUCCUAUAAACAUCUGGCGUACUCGACGGAUCUAACAAGGGUUGACACCAAAGGUCUCAGUCCGAAGUAUGAACUGGAACUCGAGGUGGACGCCAAUACGCUGCGGCACCAGAAACACUUGAUGCAGACUGGACAGGAGAAUGGUUAUCAGGCCGUGGUUGAGGGUUUCAUGGAGAACUUGACGUUGCUCAUGCGACAGCCUAAGCAGUAGCUGCUCUGUACGAUAGUAUGGUCGCCCAAGCCCAUUGAACAUCGAUGUUGGACGAGGCCGAUGGGAUGGGGUAGGAACAGCACGCAUUCCUCCUAUAAUAAUCGAGGUCCCGACGAGAUACAAUACACUUCGCAAAUGUCAUUUUUAGCGGCUUCUGAACAGACGAUGGUCUCCAUCUCC
Zymoseptoria tritici IPO323 is the source of this 550-nucleotide messenger RNA. RefSeq lists its product as uncharacterized. Gene Ontology annotation, cellular component: mRNA capping enzyme complex. Gene Ontology annotation, molecular function: polynucleotide 5'-phosphatase activity. The record is from RefSeq and is a predicted model, not a curated record. Lineage: Eukaryota; Fungi; Ascomycota; Dothideomycetes; Mycosphaerellales; Mycosphaerellaceae. Gene Ontology annotation, biological process: polynucleotide 5' dephosphorylation; 7-methylguanosine mRNA capping. The transcript has a single exon. Bases 53 to 370 code for a protein of 105 amino acids.